UUGUGUCCAACAUCGUCUUAGGAUCGUAAAGAGAGUGAUCGAUAAGCCCUAAUCUUCUUUGAUUUAUUUUUGUUAGAUUGUUUUGGAUUCGAAUGGUUUUUUUCAACUCCGGUAGUACGUCUAUGUUCGUCGAGAAGCCCAUGAAGAAGAUCAAAGCUCUUCAAAAGGUUAUAGUCAAGUUAAACAGGUCGAUUGAGGGUAUUGCACACUCUGAGAAAUACUGUCUGGACCAGGCUGCCACAGAGCUUGAGCUAGCUCGCAAAUUCGGGGGGAGAUACGAAUCGAUACAUUUGGAAAGAAUGGAGAAAGCCGAAAAAGAAGCUAAAUACCAUGCCACUUUGCGGCUGAUUCUUCAAAAAGAAUUGUCUUACGUCGAAAGACUCAAACAAAAGCAUAUUGAUGAAGCAUUGCAGGAUAGAGAUUUCACCACCGCCCAAAAGACUAGGCAAUUUUGUUUCUUCUUUAAUUUUACUUGUUUUUGUUCUUUAUAAACUCUUAUCUAUCUAUAGCUAAUUAGUACUAUAUAUACCCCAAAUAAAGAUAAAUUAUGUCUGAAUGAUUCGUGGGUUGAUGAAGUUUCCUAGAAUCUAUGUCAAGUUACUUAUUU
Molecule: messenger RNA, 607 nt
Organism: Arabidopsis lyrata subsp. lyrata
Lineage: Eukaryota; Viridiplantae; Streptophyta; Magnoliopsida; Brassicales; Brassicaceae
Exons: 4
Coding region: 93-491 (132 amino acids)
Source: RefSeq, a predicted model, not a curated record